Micromonas commoda is the source of this 1374-nucleotide messenger RNA. RefSeq lists its product with no specific name. The transcript has a single exon. Lineage: Eukaryota; Viridiplantae; Chlorophyta; Mamiellophyceae; Mamiellales; Mamiellaceae. The record is from RefSeq and is a predicted model, not a curated record. Bases 1 to 1374 code for a protein of 457 amino acids.
AUGUCCACAUUAUCAAACAUAUCCUCGGCGAUGUUCUCCGUGCCCCAUGCCGAUUCGAGUAGGAGACGUGAUGCGAACGGGGCCGGCAAGAAGGCGAAUCUCGGCAACAAACUGAUGAACGCCAUCAAUCUGCCGAUGGCGUGGUACGACUUGGAGGAAACGGGUGCGGAAACGGUGCAUAAGCCCAGUUACCUGAAAAUUGCUUUCGUCUUAAUAAACAUCAUCGGCGCACUCGCGUUUGCCGGGCAGUGCUUUUAUCACUACGUGGCCACGGUUCCAGAGACAACGGUGUCUGCUCAGGAUAAGUCGGGAACUGACGGGUGGACAUGCCGCCCCCUCGUUGGCGACAAGAUUUACGGGCUGAACAUGACGUACGACGAAUGUAUGACCAAGGAGUACGUGCCACCGACAGUCGAUAAUUUGAUUCGCUACGGCCAUUACGGAUUAUUGGUGUAUAGCGGCUUUGAUGGAUCCCAGCCGCCGUCCAGUUACGACGGGCCAUGGAACUUCACCACCGGACUUCGGUACAGCAUCAACACAAUGACCCUUUACCACAAGCCCUUCCCGCAUCUUUCCGACGUCGUGUACAGCUAUCCGGACACUUGCGUGGUUCCGUUUUACAAGGGGUACGAAAAACAUUCCAAGUUUAAUCCGCAAGAUGGGUACAUGUCGCCGACCGAGAUGCCCUUCUCCGAGGCGUACAAGAGAGGCUACGAUUAUUUUAACGGUUACGGCUACAUCGGGUUGGCCAACAAAGAGCUAAAGUGGGAUUCCUCUUGCACCCUCGACACGCCUUGGAAUUGCGGUCAAUAUGGCACGUUCCAUCCGUCGAACGAGACGGAUUAUGUCGCAAAGUGCGACGGAGCCAUCUCCGCAGCGGAACAAGCCGACCUCUUUGAAAAUGGCACAUACUCCUUCCCACAUGUCUUCGCAGCACCAUCGGAGUUGAGGUGGGCCGCGCCGGCUUCCGCUCAGCCUUAUACCGAGAAGGGUAAAGGCGAUUACUUUGUCAUUUACAAGCAGAAGUGUGUGGGAAUCACGCCCUUAUAUCCGAAGACCACCACGCUCAAGUUGGUCACAGAUAAGAGCCGUCCCCGAGGCGACGACGACUUCUUCGGCAAGCAACGGUGCAACUUUUACGAGAAACAGAUUGGUGUCGAGUCGUUCGAGUACCUGUUCUCUCAGCCCAACUGUCACCCGUGCCAAAUCUUCAAGGAGAAUGCCCCGUUCUUCUGCAAGCGCGAAGUUAGGAAGACGUGGGUGACCAUAUUCGCGCUCUCGAUAUCGAACACACUUUUCUUCAUGGGUAUUCUGAUAACUUGGGCACCGGUUGUUCUUCGUGGGUUAUUCAGCAAAGAACAACAAACAGAAUAG